Messenger RNA from Racocetra persica, 628 nucleotides. The record is from the annotation of a GenBank genome assembly. Lineage: Eukaryota; Fungi; Glomeromycota; Glomeromycetes; Diversisporales; Gigasporaceae.
CUUUGUGGAAGAAUUUGUUGAACUUUGCAAAGAAAACGUGAUGAUGGGGUCAAUCAAUUUUAAGGCGAUACGGCAUCAGUUGGAGAAAAAGAUUUAUGAAAUAGUAGCAAUGGUACAAGAGGACUGCAAUGAAGGCUUAAUAUUCACAAAUGUGAUUUGUGCGAUUUUUCAAAGUGCAUUAGGCGAAGCCGAAGCACGGAUACUCAGACAGAACUGUUGUAGGUUAUUGAAAGUGAGUCCAUAUUCUGAGGAGGCUAAAUUCAAGUUGGAUAAUCAAAAAAAAUUUGGUAAAAUCGAAUGUAGUUGUGGCCUAGUACAGCCUAUAGACGUUACGUUACCAAAAUGUAUCAAUUGUGAGGAAGAAUUUCGAUUAGAACAACUAGAAUAUAGCUUAUUAGAAGCCAUAAAUGAACAAGUUGGAAGUUAUCAAGAUCAAGACCUUUAUUGUUCCAAAUGUAAUUUACCCCAGCAAAAAAUUUUUUUUCAAGAAUGUACUUGUGGCGGAGAAUAUAAACAAACCGUUAGUAGAGAGAAGUUUAUAAGUAUAAUUAUUAGUAUCGAAAAAGUUGCGAGAGAAAAUGAGAUGAAACUUUUGUUGGAAACUUGUGAAUGGUUGUUGAAUAAAUGA